This is a messenger RNA of Pseudozyma hubeiensis SY62, 468 nucleotides long. RefSeq lists its product as hypothetical. Bases 1 to 468 code for a protein of 155 amino acids. The record is from RefSeq and is a predicted model, not a curated record. Lineage: Eukaryota; Fungi; Basidiomycota; Ustilaginomycetes; Ustilaginales; Ustilaginaceae. The transcript is spliced from 2 exons.
AUGGACGCUGAGCCGAUAAUAGGCUGCACAGCCCCUGCUCAAGGGUUUUCAGCCGGCCACCUUUGGCUGAAAAAACACCGAGCGACGGAGAGAAAGACGUCAGGCUCGGCUCAGCUACCUCGGCGACAUGGUCGUUGGACCCUGACGAGACGUGGAACCGAUUAUCGACACUCGGGCCGAUGCAAACGUCUGAAGGUCGUACGUGAUGAGGCUUCGGAUGCCUCCGGCAACAGAGGCAAGUAUGCCUUCGCUUUCAUGCGUGCGCAAGGUCCUCGUCCCAACUCCAUCCUCUCAACCAUCACCCCGCAGAUCAAAUCUUCAUCGCGCAGCUACCGACAAACCCGCAUCUGCUGCAAUGGCAAGCUCUUCGUGCCCCUUCUCCGCAGACUCGCGUUAAGCUUGUCGAUCCUGGAUCUUCGACAGGCAGCAUCGUUGGCAAAGUGGAAGGUCGAUAGUGUCGAGGGUUGA